GUCGUGUGUGCUGUGUAGUCUUGUAAUGAGUAAAUACAAGAACUUUCUUCAAUUGAGUAAUACAUAAGAUUAUUGGUGCCUGAUUUCGGAAGGAAAUCACAUUUUGUUUUCAAGAAGCGAAAUUCCUGUUUCUAGAAAUGAGCCAACAGGUUAUAGUAGAAGGAGCGGUUGACGUAGGCAACAGAAUGGAUUACGACUACCUGAUAAAAUUCCUCGCUCUUGGUGAUUCUGGUGUGGGGAAAACUAGUUUCCUGUAUCAAUACACCGACGGGGUUUUCAAUUCAAAGUUCAUAUCAACGGUCGGUAUUGACUUUAGGGAGAAACGCCUGGUGUACAGAUCGCAAGGAAGAAGCCAGAGGAUACACCUGCAGCUGUGGGACACAGCAGGACAAGAGAGAUUUCGUAGCUUAACAACUGCAUUCUACCGAGAUGCCAUGGGAUUCCUGCUCCUGUUUGACCUGACUAACGAACAGUCAUUCCUCGAAAUACGGAACUGGCUCGAUCAGUUGAGGACACAUGCCUACUGCGAGGACCCUGAUGUUGUGUUGUGUGGGAACAAGUGCGACAUGGAAGACAGGAGAGUGAUAUCAGAACAGAAGGCGAAAGAAAUGGCUGAAAGAUAUGGGCUGGACUACCUGGAGACUAGUGCAGCGACAGGCCACAAUGUGGCGCGGGCGGUUGAGCUGCUGGUGGAACGCGUGAUGCGCCGCAUGGAGACGGCUGUGGACCGCGCGAUGCUGCCGGGCCGGAGAGGCCGCCCCCGCCAGGAAGGAGACCCGAGUGGCCCCGGGGGCGGAGCCGGCGCGGCCUCAGGGGGCGGUGGGGGUGGGGGCUGCUCCUGCUGAUCACUGGCCUCGGAAUUGUACCUUCAUUUGGUGGGAACGUGACCAAACGUACACCAAUGCAGUAAUCCAAUCUCGAGACAGAAUAUCAGGCUUAAAAUAUAUAUUGAACUACAUUAAAGUUUUUUAUUUUCUGUCUUAAAGCCACCGAUUUAUGUUGUUACUUUUGUAUUUCACUUUUUUAAUUUUUUCAGUAAUUUUAAUAUUAUGGUGAAAAUACAGUCAUUUGUAAAUUUGUCGUCAUAUGUUAGCACAAAUUAAUAAUGUUGGAAACUGUUGGAGAAGAAACAAUUAGUCUUCCAAUUAAGAUGUUACAAUAGCAGUAACUUCUGGUAAUGGAAGAGGAAGCGUGGGUCUCAGAUGUGAAUCCAGGAGAUUGGCACUAUUACAGAUCAUAAGUUUGUACUGUAAACAUUUAGUGAUAAAUCACAAAUUUUCAGUACCGGUGUGAGACAUUUCAUUGCAAGAAUCUCGAUUUAGGAUCAUGUUUAAAUUAUUAUUAAGUAUUUUGUGUUUUUGAGGUGGUUUACUCAAGAAUUGGGCACCAUUACAUAAAAUCCUUUGCAGUUAUGAAUGUAAUUAAUUCAUGAUUCUUUGGUUGGUUGUAUUGCAAUUUUUUUAGCUGUAGUUCACUGAAUGUUUGUACUAGUGGUGGUUCUCUCCUGUGGCGCUAGAGCUGUCUCUUGAGCCUUCAGGCGGCUGAUUCAGGGGGUUGUUGGAAGAAAGUGCCAAUCACAAAAGUGUUUCAUGCUACUCUUAAGUGUGUGCUUAAAUUCAGAAGUGAAAACUUAAAUACAAUAAGGCAAAACUAAUUUGUAGUAGACAGCUUUUUCUAGCUGUAUAUAUGGAUAAGCUAAUUACCGAAAUGUGGUGCCUUUGUAACAUGAGGAAUAGUGCGAUCAGAUUAAUCGUUACUAAGCUGAAGGUUAGCAAGGCUUAGCAUUUUCUUCCAUUGACCCCCUCAGUUGGUAUCAUCCUCUAUAGAUGAUGGGCUAUAAGGCUUUAAUAUUCUCAAUCCAAUGUUUGUCACAUUGACCGACUGCUUCACAUCUGCUAUAAAAAAAGACAUCUGCAGUUUUUAUUCAUAUUUUAUAGAAUGUGUUGUCACUUUUAUUUUUUGAAAAACUUGUGUUGGCCUAAUUGGGUAAUAUGUUAGCUUCCCAGAUUCUUUCAAAUACAGAAAUAUAGUUCUGCCGAGAGAAGUAAGCUGAAACAUUAAACCAUUAUUUUGUGCUGUGCAGUGAGGCAUUCAUAUUAUGAAUCUCCUAACUUGACUUUGGAACAUUCAUGAAUUAUCUUCUCAGGCUUGAAGACAUAAUAUGAGUUAGCUACAUUUUGAAUAAACGAUGUGCAGAGCAGAAUAACCGUGUACAUCAUAAAAAUACAAAACAAUUGUCAAAGUAUUAAUUACUCUUACAGUAGGCUUAUAAAGUGAAGACGGCACUAAAUUGUAACCUUGGAGGGAGGGGGAAGGCCCAUAAUUUUGCAAGCUUUGUGAAAUAUCUCUCUCUCUCUCUCUCUCUCUCUCUUUCUCUCUCUCUCUCUCUCUCUCGAUAUCACAAAGAUGCAGUGGUCAGUAGAAAAAUCAAUUACUUUUUUGUGAUUUUAUUAGUGACUCAAAUUUCUUGUAUCUCAUUUUAUAAUGUUGUAUUUCUUUUUAGUUGACUAUCUAUCAUUUGUGAUAAUCAGCGUAAAUGUUUAUUUGAAAUCCUUAAAUAUGGCAUUUGGACACACAAUGAAAUGUGUGUAUGGAGGUCACAGCAAUAAGUUGUAGUUCCAAUUUGUGGGUGGUUUAACCGUUAUCUUUAGGGAGGCAAUUGAUACAUAAGCCUAGUUCUCAUUUUGAUCUUCUUAAUUUCCCACAAAGUUAGUUAACUGCUUGCAUCAUUCUAACCAGUGAAAAUAUUUAAGAAAGAAAUUUCAUUAUACCGCAGAAUGCAACGUCAGGAGGGUUGCGCAUCAGAGAUGGAUGUUCCUUCUCCUUUGUGCCUCACUGUGUCAGUGUAUAGAGUGCUUUAGAAGUUAUGUCUUUAUAAUAAAUUACACGUCGAUAUUCCACUUAUAAUGUUAUGUGGCCAACUGAGUCACUGUAUAUGCAGGACUUUGAAAUUGCCUCCAAAUUAAAACUCAAUAUACAUUUAGCUGGUGCUCGCAUAUAUGCAUAUGCAGUAACUAACUGUCAUAUAGUGUGUGUUCAAACUUGCUGUCUCAGUAUUAUGUAUGUAUUUGUGCAAGUAUUGAUGUGUAUGGCCAUGUCAAAUCUAAAUGCAUUACAGUUGUUAUAUACUGAAAUGCUUGUGUGUUCGUACUAUGUGUCUUUGACAGAAAAUGUUAUGACUGGUUGUUACUUAUAAACUGAGCUAGUAUAUUUUCAUUCACAUCAUUACUAUAAGUGAAUUCCUCAAACAGUUAUCAGUAUUUUGUACCGAUAUGUACCUAAAAAGGGUGGAGAUAUAAAUAUUUAACGAAUAUGUAUAAUUUUGAAAUCUUGUUGCCUAGAUAAGUCAGAUACAAUUGUUGAAUGUUAUGUAGAAAUUGAGAUAAUUAAGUGUCUGCAUAUUAAAAUGGGUUUGGCAGAAGUGGUGUCACAAAAGCCAUCAAAAGCACACAUUUUCUGUUUUAAUACCUCGUGAUGUUUGCCCCAACCACCAGAUGCAAGUAACAAUGAAUUCCAACUGGCACUAUAUUAUGCGCAUUCUGAAAUGUCACCCUACGUUCAACCUUGCAAUCAAUUGGAGAAAAAAAAUCAGAGCCACUCCUUUCAACUGCUUCACAAUCGAUGUUGGCAGUUGCAGGGAUUGUCAUCUGUCUUGUACUAUAGAUUUACAUUGGAUUUCUCACUUUCUGCAGUAGACAGUCUGUUUUUGAGCUGUGGGAGGAAAAAUUGUUUCCCAAUGACCCACACUGAAAGAUCAAGCUCCUUGUACUUUGGAUAUAGUGCCACAAAAUGAAUGUUGAGCACAGUGAAUAUAGUUAUCAAGAGAGUGUGAAAAACUGUCAGUGGAGCAGGUCGGGUUGGCACCACACUAAUGACUGUCAGGACUAAAGGGGCAUAUUGUCAGCAAGAUCAGUGUUUUAGCAGAAAAGAGCUGAGGUAUGAAGGAAGGUGGGGGUUGUUUGUUAUCAUGAGCAAGUCCCCUUUAGAUCAUAUUUGUUAUAAAAAUGUUUACUUAUUCAUUUAUUUUCCUGUCCCAGUUGAAUACAUGCUCAGUUUCGAAUGAGUCCUCUCAUUUUUUAACAGGUGUCUACACAAAAAAUUACAUCAUUAGUGAAAAAUAUAAACACAAAAUGUUAAAAUAUAUAAAAGUUCUCGACAUUCUAUCUAGAGGUCACAAAAGUCCAUCGCAACGGCUGUGACAUACCUGCAUUUUUAUUGUAAUUUUAAAAUAAUUCCAGUGUAAUAUGUAAAAGUUUUGUUCUGUUCCUACAGUCGAUAUUCUUGGCACAAGUGACUUCCGUGCCACUUAGCAGAUAUGGUCAAAUGUACUUGAUAGGUGCCAAUAAGUGUGUGUGUGCACUGUCAUCUUGCCACAGCACUGGUGUGUGUCUGCCUAUUCCAGUUAAUAACUGACAGUGUGUGCCUCUCAAUCUCUUCUGUUUUAUAAAAUACUUAAAAUUUUCCCAUUCUUCAUAAAAAGUGGUUGUAACAUUGCACAUUUUGUUAAAAUUUGAAACUGUAUUCGUAACACUGUUACACUGACAGCCUCCACAACUCCACUGCAGUUGCAAACUUUACAAUUUUAAUUAAAAAGCUCUUAAAUCAUUCAAAAUCUCAUAAAACAUGUUGUAAAUUGAGUUAGAAUAAUAUGGUUUGAAAAUGAAUGGACUCAUUCAAAAACAGUCACCAAUAAGGAAUAUGUAUGCAACUGUAACAAGAAACUAAAUAAAUAAUAAAAUAUAGUUGCUGAUCCUUUACAUCGAUGUGGUGUUGGAGUUACACAGAUGUAUAAAAUAUUGCUCUGAAAUAUUUGAGAACAGUAUGCAGUUACCUGCUUCUGCCACCCAAUGCUUGCUGCCAUAUAUAUAUAAUAAAUGGAAUUUCUUAAAUUAUAUACUAAAUUUACAUAAUUUAUCCUGUGAGUUAUGAAAAGCAGUGCUAGCAUAAGCAGAAAAUACUUUGUUCGCAGCUCAUCUCACCUCACAAGUAUGUGCUUCUGUAUAUGACCUCUUAUGGUAUUUAUGCCCCACAGACUGUUUAUGUAUGUAUAAAGUAACAAAAUUGUUGUUAACCCCAGUGUUAAAAGUGUUUUGCUGAAUAUUCCUCUCUCAUCUCCUCUGUCCACCUUCUUAUCCCAACUUAUAUCAGACCUAGCUGAGUGCCACAGUGGUGAAAUACUGAACUAGAAAUCGGGAUUCUUCUUUGGUAGGACCUGGCUCUACCUCAGUUUAAUGCUAUCUUUGUCCAUUUUUAUCUGGCAUUCUAAGACUUCUUCUGCCUGUCCCCCUGCAAUCUUUCAGUCAUUCACUCUUUGUUGCAAGCAGUUUCUUUCCAAUACGUCUCAGCUGAGAUGUUUUCCUCAUUCUUACCAUAUCCUCUAGAUUUUUUUCCCUCUACUAUUCAAACAAGUAAGUCUUCAUUCCUAAUUCCGUCAGUCCAUUUUACUUUUAGCAGUUUUCUUCACGUCAUCAUUCUAAAACUAUGUAUGAAUUUUUCCUCUUUUUGUCUGUCCCUGAUUUGCUGUCAUAUAAUGCUGUUCCUCAGGUAGAAUACUUAACAUGUAUCUUUUUUAUUUAUUGACUUUUUCCCCUCUUUCAAAAGCCCGUUUACCCUUAGAUAUUCUGCUUCUUAUUUCCUUCACACAUCUUCCAUUUUCUUUCACCAAACAGCCAAAAUUUGUGCAAGAUUUUACUUGUUCCGAGGUCUGUCCUACAUUUAUCCUCAUUCUCUACUAUUUUCCCACUUUUACUAUCAUCUCCAUCAUAAAUCGUAGUUCUUCUCAGUUAGCCAACACUGCUUAUCAUCUGCACACUUAUUUGCCUUUAUCCUUUCACUCCCUACUGUUGUGCUUCUUGCUUUCUCCAAUGCUUUAUCUGUUAGUACAGCAACUGAAGUCCCCAUACGGUCAUCCAGAAUUUUGUUGUUUGUGAUUUCCUGAAACCACUUAAUGAGACAAAUGCUGAUACAGUUCCCUCUGCAAGCAGGUGACUGGCAUCCUUCCCCAACCAAGGAUGUACUCCAUCUCUUCUAAGUCACUGUCAACAGGUAUUAAACACCAGUCUUACUUUCUUUUUACAUGACUUAAAAUUACAGGGAGAUAGCAUGGCUAGCCAGUUAUUAAUCUCAGGAGACAAAAUUCAUAUUAUUGAUGGUAGAAACAUUCAAAAUAGAAAAUACUAAUCCUAGCUUUGAAAAGGUCCAUGUUUCUUCUUCAGGGAGAAAGACAGGUGAUUUGGGAAGGUAUGUUGCUCUCAGCCUAAGGUCUGAGAAUUCCCACAUCAUAUGUGCAAAUAGUGAUUUCUUUCUGAAUCUGGCUUCUAAGUGACAUGCCCUUUCUUUCUCCCGUAUCAGUAUAUUGUUGAAUGAACCAUCAAAUGAGUAUUUAUUACCAUAACUCUCAUUUAGCAUUAUCAUUGAUUUCAUCUCCUUUAAUAAUGUCAUUCUUUCUGCUGAUAUUUAUUUUAGUAAUUAACAAUAAUGGCUUUUGCAGAACAAACAGAAAGUCUUUCCUAUUUUCUGAUCAAAAUUAUUGCUGACGAGAUAAUUCAUUUGGUGAACAUUCAUUUCUUUUUCUGGCCCCACCCUUUGUGUGAACAUAUGUCCUGUACAAGGAAUUAUUUAGGGAAACAUUAAAUUAGUAAUCAGUAAAUUAGUAACUAAAGAGAUGUGUUCUAUCAUUAUCCUGUUCAUUGCGACCUACAAACUUCAUCUUCAUGGAUAAAGUUACAUUCCAAUUUUGUACCCAUUGAUAAUUCUAAAAAGUGUGGUAAUGCUCAAUGUGUGUGGCAGCUGUCCUGUUUAUAUUGUAAGGACCAGAAGACAUGCUUGUGAGAUUUCUUUUGAAAGUAAGUCAAGGAUGUCAUUAAUAUAACUCUUUGAUAUUGCACUACUAACUUUCUCGCCAAUGCAAGUUGGUGUGGUCACAAGUUAUAAAUUUUUUAUUUGCAUUGAUGGGAAAUCACGGAUGGAAUAUAAUAUGUGUAAGAGGAUGGUUAAUUACUAGCCAGUAGACUAGAAUUAUAGUCAGUUUUUUGUCAGAGCUCACACAAACACAGUGAUGAAAGCAAAAUAAUAUCCAUUUUUUCUAAGUGUGGCUGACUGUCACUCAGUACCUCUUCUGUUUGGGGAGUAGUAAUCAAUCCUCAUAUACAUAUCAAAUUUGUCAUGUAGAAUAAGUGAUUGGAAUACAAACUGAAAUUGAACUGUUUGUUGCUGUAGAGGCAUUUUUGUUAGAAAGUUUUUCAUUCAUAAAUAUGCGAUGUCACUGAAGGCAAUUUCUAUGUAAGUACAGCACACAACCCAUUUAAUGUGAUUAUAAAAUAUGUUUUGUAGUGACAUCAGAAGGAAUAUUGCUUCAUGAAAGGAUUAGUGUUAAGAGACUUUCAUCCAUGCUUGGCAUAAACCUGAAUGCUUCACUUUCAUGAACCAAAUAGGUGUCCCCCCC
This is a messenger RNA of Schistocerca serialis cubense, 7444 nucleotides long. RefSeq names its product ras-related protein Rab-27A (gene Rab27). Gene Ontology annotation, molecular function: GTP binding; GTPase activity. Gene Ontology annotation, biological process: melanosome transport; positive regulation of exocytosis. The coding region runs from base 138 to 845 and encodes 235 amino acids. NCBI's taxonomy places the organism in Eukaryota, Metazoa, Arthropoda, Insecta, Orthoptera, Acrididae. The transcript is spliced from 7 exons. Gene Ontology annotation, cellular component: melanosome; secretory granule. The record is from RefSeq and is a predicted model, not a curated record.